AUGGGAAGAAACGAGAGCGCCGGCAUGAACUGGUCGGCCUACGCGGGAAUCACGCUUAGACUUCCGUGGACAGAGAGCGGGGUCGUAGAGGCAGCGCAUACGCCAACCGAUGCCCGUGUGUGCGACCGGAGCACGCCGGUCGGACUCACGGAAGUACCUGUCUUGCGUCACUCAGACCAAAGCAGCGUGUUUGUGAACCGUAGUGGGGCCUCUUCGGGAGACGAUUGCAGCCCUGCGUCGGUGCAUCUUGAAACCGGGCAGGAUGCAGUGUUUCUACGCCAUUUUCCGGAAUGGGCACGGGAUGGAAGACACGAACGGCAUACUUUGGAUUCCGCAUCGACAAUGCGCUUGUACUUUUCAAAGUCAGCCGAUAUUUUUGAGGACUUUUCGAAUCAACGCAAGCUCUGCCCGUCGCCAUCCGCUUCCCUAAUCUCCUGGAGUGCCGAAAUUAACAAUGAUCGCGAAAAGGGCGAUCUAGUCGGGCGCAUACUCAGUGCCGCUUUGUUGAGCUGGGUCGCGGACAACGAACAGACGAGAGCGAGAGGAAUGCAAAUGCAGGAAGCAUCACCUUUCCAUGCCAGUCGAAUACCAUCUAUCUCCGUGGAGGCGUAUUUCGAGAGGAUCUACACGUUUGCUUUCUGUAGCAAAGCAUGUUACGUGAUUGCGCUUCUGUACCUGGAUCGUCUGAGCGCUCGCAAUGCGAACCUCGCGCUGACAAGCUUUACCGCGCACCGCCUGCUCAUCACAGCUGUUAUGCUCGCCGCCAAAUUCUUCGACGAUAUUUUUUACAAUAAUGCGUACUAUGCCAAGGUUGGCGGUCUGCCCCUGUCUGAAAUGAAUGCUCUUGAAGUUCGAAUGCUGCGAGAGCUAUCAUACCAACUGAAUGUAUCAGUGGAAGAAUUUUACAAUUUCGAGAGCAUGCUCAUCAAUAGAGCCGUCAGAUCUGCCCCGGAACUUGGUCGACAACUGUCCGAGUCAGGGUUUCCGCUCCACCAUACUCUUUGGCAUCCACUCAGCCCUAGUUUGCCCAUACCGCCGGCAUGGGGCAACUUAUGCCAGAAUGCUCCUGGAAAUGAUCCGCAGACUCCGAAAGUUGUCGCCGGGUGGCCAUGUGUAUGGAUCAAACAGCCGCUGCAGAUAGACUGCCCCAAAAUAGAGGGUGCAAUGCAUGCGGAGAGCAGGCGUGUCUCAUAUUGGCACUGA
Messenger RNA from Cyanidioschyzon merolae strain 10D, 1203 nucleotides. Its product is annotated as similar to PREG1-like negative regulator. The record is from RefSeq and is a predicted model, not a curated record. Gene Ontology annotation, molecular function: protein kinase binding. Lineage: Eukaryota; Rhodophyta; Bangiophyceae; Cyanidiales; Cyanidiaceae. Gene Ontology annotation, biological process: regulation of cyclin-dependent protein serine/threonine kinase activity. The transcript has a single exon. Bases 1 to 1203 code for a protein of 400 amino acids.